This is a messenger RNA of Pygocentrus nattereri (red-bellied piranha), 1849 nucleotides long. It is a transcript of the gene meox1, whose product is annotated as mesenchyme homeobox 1. The transcript has 3 exons. Gene Ontology annotation, biological process: positive regulation of transcription by RNA polymerase II. Gene Ontology annotation, cellular component: nucleus. Gene Ontology annotation, molecular function: DNA-binding transcription factor activity, RNA polymerase II-specific; RNA polymerase II cis-regulatory region sequence-specific DNA binding. The record is from RefSeq and is a predicted model, not a curated record. Lineage: Eukaryota; Metazoa; Chordata; Actinopteri; Characiformes; Serrasalmidae. The coding region runs from base 434 to 1192 and encodes 252 amino acids.
UUGACAGGAAUUGCCUCAGAAACUGUGAAAGCUGCCUGUAGAGCUGGGAGUGGAUAUAGUGGGUUAAACCUUAUAUGCUGAAUGAGAGGGUGUGAGAGUGUGGACCACAGCUACAUCACACACCCUCACUUUCAGAGAGACAGAACGAGAGAAAGAGCUGUAGUGUAACAGCACUACUGGAGGGCGCGCAACCUCACACUUCUGCCUAUUAAGCGAAACAGCCAGACUCUAAAGCUUACGAAGAGAAGCCUCGAGAGUUAGUGUGUGAUUUGUCGAGGUGGAUGAUGAUGAUGUGUGCGUGUAGAACCACAUGCUGAAGUGGGCGCUUCCAACCCAAACUAGUGCCAGCUGCAUCUCUGAGGGACUUUGGCUCUGUGUGCAAGUGUAAGAGUGGGUGCGCAGGAGCAACUUUAAACCUUCACUUUGUUUCAGAAUGGAUCAGCCGGCCAGCAGCUGCAUGCGGAGCUCCCAUCCCGCCAGCUCUUUGUGGGGGUGUGUGAGAGGCCCUCACCCAGUUACAACCACUGGAGUCGGGCCCUACCAGCAGACACCCUUCUCUCUGCACCAGAAGCCCGACUUCCUGGCCUACACAGACUUCUCAGGCUCGUGCUUGGUGCCAGCGCCGCACACGUACCCGCGUGAAGACAGGCUGUACCCAGAGCCCCACAGUGCUGCCUACCAGCGGACAGAGUGGCAGUUUGGCUCGUGCGAGCCGAGAGCCAGGGGUCAGGAGCCAUGCCAAGCGGCAGUGGGUGGAGGAGCGGACAUGGACAGUGCGGGAGUGGACAGACUGCCCGGGACAGUGACAGUCGCGCUGGAUGGGGAAUACUCCCCUCAGAGUAUAGCCACAGCCGAGACAGAGAAAAAGAGCUGCAAGAGGAAACGAGAACUCACAGAUAUUCAGGAAUCUGGCUUUAAGGCUGAUUCAAACUGCAAGGCCAGAAAGGAGCGGACAGCCUUCACUAAGGAGCAGCUGAGGGAGCUGGAGGCAGAGUUUACACAUCACAACUACCUGACCCGCCUGCGUCGCUAUGAGAUUGCUGUAAACCUGGACCUCACUGAGAGACAGGUGAAGGUGUGGUUUCAAAACAGACGCAUGAAAUGGAAGAGGGUGAAAGGUGGUCAGCCUGCUUCCCCCCACGACCUAGAAGCAGAUGAGUUGGAUUCUGCAGCUUCACCCAGUUCAGAGUAAAUGAGUCUGACCUCCACCUCCAUGUACAGAGACACUGACAGACACAUCACUGUGCAUCCUGGGAUAUCUGCUACCUUGAAGCCACAAACAACAGCAUACAAUUAACAUAAUGGCAAGCUUUUAACACACGUUCAAACAAAUUUUGUUUUAUGGACACUUUUGGACACUUUCUCAACCGAAAUUGGCAAAUUACCCAGCAAAUGAUGUCAAAACCUGCAUUGCUUUUAAUGCAUUUUUUAUUUUAUUUUAUUUUGUUCUUAAUUUUUUAGAGACACAAAAUUGCUCAAGUCCUGGUAUUAUAUUCAGUCAAUAGUUUUGACCUUCAGUGACGACACUAUGAUGUAGGUCUGCUGCCAGACUGACUUCAUACUGCAGUGGUGGGUUCAGAAGCUUGAUCAGAACCAUCUGUUGUAGCUCCACAAAAUAAGACCUACUCAGGAUCUCUCAUCUGGUGCCAGAACACCAGAGACUCAAUGUCACAUGUCUUUGUUUUCACUCUAGGUUGUGCUGUCAAGUUGUUCUUAGAAUAUAUAUUUUUUUCUAACAAACAAUUGUUUUCAAUUUUUAUACCUCUUUUUUUACAUUGACUGAAAAUGAUGAGACACAGAUGUUGCAUACUGAAACCAUAUAAAAAUGAAUAAAUCGCUGAAAAAAUGG